CUUCCUCGACGCUCACUGCUCGUCGACCCGUCGAGCCAUCGACAACCGGGUUGGUACCGGAGCAGCGAGAGAGUUUUUAAAAUCGUCCGUCACAACGUCCAGGAGACCGUCAGUCGGCAGUCAGGAAGACGAAGAGACGAGAAGUGAGAGAUUGACGGGGUCAUUUGACCGUUCGGCCGUCUUGUGCUACGUGGACUAACGUCGAAAAAGGAACGAUGGAGAAGGAACAGCCGGACUCCCUGGCGACGGUCGCCGUUGUCUCGGAGAAGAUGCCGCAGACCCACAGCCACUACGCGCCCAGCGAAGUCUACUCCACCGCGGAACCGCCACCGGCAUAUAUGAGACCGCCGACGAAGAGCACAGCGGUUCAGAUCGCGAGAAUCGCCGCCAUCACUCUGAUCACGAUGUCCAUAGUGCUCGGCAGCUUCAUCCUGGCGGCUUCCUGGGUUCAGGCCAGAGCCUCCUGCACGCCGGAAUCGAUCGCGGCUAUGCAGGCCGAGUUGAAGUUCAAACAGCAACGACAUGCUGGAGUGUAUCAGCCGCAGGGUGAAUUCCUGAAGCAUUUGCAGCCGGAGGCUCUGAUACAGGAAUCCGUCGAGUCGAAGGAUUCUCUGCAAAGUCUUGCUGCGCCAACGAAGAAGGAUGAGCCGGAUACUAAGGACGUGAAAAUCCAAGGAGACGGAGAGAACAACUCGAAAUCUGACAGCGAGAGCGGCGAUGACGACGACGACGAUUAUGAUGACGAUGAAUUCCCGCCCGUGCACAUUAAGCUUCCUCUUCAGUUGGAUCUUGACGACAUUGCAGGCACACUGAUUCAACAAGCUCGCAGCAGAGUUUCCUGCGUGGUCGAACGACGACGAGCCGACGAGGUGAUGGACGGAACCGGCGACAACACUUUGGAUAACAGCACCGAUCCGCAGCGUUUCCAAAGACUGAGCGGCGAGCGAGUUGCCAUCCUUUGCGAAUCGGGCAAUCCAAAUCAGGAACAACAGGAGCAGGAAAUGCUCACUCCGAUCAUCGUGCCUCUCGGCACCGUACAGAUUCCUCUCCAAUCGCAGGAACCUAAUCCGGGCUACCAUCAAUAUCAGAUACACACGCAGUAUCAGGUUCCCGAUAUGCAGCAACUGCCGCUCAGCGACCCACGAGGAUUGAAUCACAUCCCGCCGGGUGUACUUCCGCCUGAGCUCCGAAAUCUUCCUCAGUUGGCCAUGGAAAUGAGACCACCUCGAAUGGGUCCGCAGACGCCCAUGAUGGGACCUCAGAACCCGAUGGGACCACAAAUCGACAUGCGUCAGAUUCCCAUUGAAUUACGUCACUUCCCGAUGGACCCGAUGAGGGGAAUGCGACCGAUGGGUCAAGAGCCUCCUCGCCAGGAACCUCAGAUCUCGAUAAUGUAUCAGCAGCAGGCUGAGCAAGUUCCUAAUUCCUACAACCAGGAGCAACAGGGUCCGAUUAUGAUGCCGCCGCCUCCACCGCAGGCCGAGGCGCAGAUCCAAGAACAGAGAAUACCGCAGUCGCCCAUGAUGAUCCCACAGAUCCCACAGAUCCCACAGACUGAACAAAGACCGCCUGCACCACCUCAGGCCGAACCCGAGAAGCCGCGCUCACUCUUCCAGGGCAUUCCAAUUGAGAUCAGAAGAAUCAUUCAACAGGUACCGCUGGAGAUCAAGAACAUCAUCCAGCACAUCGGCGAGGCCAGGCCGUUCCCGGUUCAAGUGCCAGAGGGAGCACGUCGUGAGGAACUCAAGCCGUUCCCAGAAGGCGCACGUCCGAUACCAUUAGGACCAUUCCCACUUCCGGUGGAAGUGAGGAAUUUGAUCGAGCAUGGAAACAUCGAAGGUCGCCCACGCCCGAAUGGCGGUAACGAGCAGCAGGAAGCGAAACCCUUCCCAGGCCCGGAGGAUGACAGCGACGAAACUGAAAGAAACUUCCCCGUGCCUAUGGAAAUUCGUAACAUAAUUCACCAGGUUGUAGAAGGUCGUGCCUUCCCGGUUCCGAGAUUUGCGUUGAACCCGAUCGAAUCCAUGGAUGUACCGGUCGAAGCGCAUGCUGAAGUAACCGACAGCCAGUCCACGGAGCAGCAACCCGAACAACGACAACAGGAACAACACCAGGAGACACACGUGAUGAUUCAGCAAGAACAGCAGCAAGAGCAACAACAGCAGCCGAUGCAGGAGGAGAAGGCUCGCCCACACUACGUGCAACCGCGUUCCGUGCGCUCCGCACCAGACGAGGUCUUCCUUCAUCGUCGUGAGAAGCGCGUCCGUCGUUGCGCCUGUGACUGCGCGUGCUGAAGGAUGCAAUUGAGCGUAUCCGUCGGACGGAACAAGUUUUCAAAGGUCCGUCUGAAAUAAAGAUAAAAAGAAAAGAAUUCUAAAAGCACGCCAUCAGAUACGCACACUUUGAUCAGAUGUUUGCAAUUGUUAUGGUCCUGGCAAAUGAAGCAAAAUGCGACAUAUUUCGUCAAACGUUGCAAAUGCUGAGUGCACAAAAUUUCAAGUUUUUCCCAAGUUUCGAGAACUUCCGACAACAAGCAAAAAUGUUUUCCAACGAAGAAUUAUAUCAAUAAACUACAUUCGUCGAAUAUAAGAAAAUAUUGUGCGAAGUAGAUAAAUAUUUUUUAUAUCUCGCGUGGCACAAUCAGAGUGCUGAUGAAAACGAUUACUCGAUGACAGUUAAAAAUAAGUGUGCUUAUCGAAAAAUAAUAUCCGGUUUCAACAAUAACCCGAUAUAUCCAAUUGAUUUCUAGAAUAUUUACCCUUCUCUAUUGAUCAAUCAGUACGAGAUGAGCAAAUCAUUUAUAAAUGUUACGUUUUACCAACAAUCUGCGAGUUGUUGAUGAGACUAGGCACGAGUGAUACUUUCUAAAUUCGUUGUUUGUAUCGUUAUAUUCAUUCAUAGAGAGAAAGAAUGGAAAGAUAGUUUAGAAAUCUGUGAUUCCUCUACAUAAAACCCUGUGAAAAACAUGCUUCUGAAAACGCUGCAUAUAUAUAUAUAUACGAUUUUAUUUAAAAAAAAAAGGUUAAUGAUGAAUUUUAUUAGAUAUUUCCGUAUAAUAAUCGUCUUUUGUAUCCCGUUAUUAAUUUCGCAUUUUUAUCUUCCUCUUGUCCUCAUACUUCGCCCUUUAAAAGUGACGAAAAGAAAAAUCAAAAUUUAUAAAUUUAAAAAUUUCUCAACUUCUAUAGAACACUACGUUGUACGUUAGUUCGAUUGAUUAUUUACGGAUGUAUUUCUAUACGCGUUAUAUGCGCCUAUCGAAAAUGAAUUUAAGCUCUGAGCGUUUUAUUGAUUUAUAUCUUUAUGUACUGUUUUUUUUUUUUUCAUGACAAGUAAAUAAAGUGACAUGAUAUUGAUUAGACUUAA
Messenger RNA from Linepithema humile (Argentine ant), 3363 nucleotides. RefSeq names its product bromodomain-containing protein 4. The record is from RefSeq and is a predicted model, not a curated record. Lineage: Eukaryota; Metazoa; Arthropoda; Insecta; Hymenoptera; Formicidae.